Molecule: messenger RNA, 626 nt
Organism: Magallana angulata
Lineage: Eukaryota; Metazoa; Mollusca; Bivalvia; Ostreida; Ostreidae
Exons: 3
Coding region: 22-366 (114 amino acids)
Source: RefSeq, a predicted model, not a curated record
AAAGAAUAAAAGCUUUCUUUGAUGCGGUAUGCCAAGGCUUUCCAGCCAAAAGAACUUGAUGUGUUUCUCUCAAAUUUGCCAGCAUAUUCAGCAGAUGAAAUAGCAGAAAUAGCAAAGCAAACAAGAGGACAGGCUGGAAAUUCUAUAUGGCACAAUGCUAAGAAUGGACGCAUUACCGCCUCCAGGUUUUACUCAGUAUAUACCAAGGUGAACACUAUAAAGAGAAAACCCGAUGAACAUGUUUCAGUUUCAUCACUGUUGAAACAAAUAAUUGGAGGAGCAAAUUGUUCAGAUGACACCAAGCCUUGCCCCAAAGCCAUAAAACAUGGACAAGCCAUGGAACCCGCUGAAAGCAGCAUUACAUAAAGAUGAUGAAAGGAAACCAUACAAACUUUCAUGCGCAAGAUUGCGGGAUCUUUAUUCACCCGCAGCGUUCUUACAUUGGGGCUAGCCCAGAUAUGUUUUAAUAUCUUGCUCCUGUUGUGGAGAUGGGGUUCUCGAAGUUAAAUGUCCAAUUAUUGCUCCAUGCAAUGUAUGUUUACCAAAUAUAUAUAAAUGCAAAGGAAAGUGCCUUAAAUACUUGCAAUAUGUAGAUGGGUGUGCAAGUUUGAAAAAAAAAACACUGC